This is a messenger RNA of Colletotrichum gloeosporioides, 780 nucleotides long. RefSeq lists its product as uncharacterized. The record is from RefSeq and is a predicted model, not a curated record. Lineage: Eukaryota; Fungi; Ascomycota; Sordariomycetes; Glomerellales; Glomerellaceae. The transcript has a single exon. The coding region runs from base 1 to 780 and encodes 259 amino acids.
AUGACUCUCAUCGUUAAAUGGGGCGGUGCGCCGCAAUCUCUACUCAAAGCACACCGACGAUACCUGCACUGGGACAGGCAUAAGCCCCGAAAGUCUCCCUGUCAGCUCAGUGACGAGGCUCCAUGGCCUCGGACCCCCUUUCCAUCACCCCAUGAGAUUCUGGGCGCGCAACCGGGGGUGCCUUACACCAAAAAGCACUUCUACCGGCUCGUGAAGCUAUAUCACCCCGAUCUUCGUACUCUCAACAAAACCCGCGUGUUCAGUGUUUCGCACGCAACUAUGACUGAACGCUACCGCCUUGUGAUCGAGGCACAUAAGAUAUUCAGUGAUCCAAAGAAACGAUUGCUCUAUGAAAAGUAUGGACUGGGUUGGAGUGAGUCCGGACAGCGGACUCAGCAAGCACCUCGCCCGUCACACAGUACCACAGCUGGUGCGAGAUACGACGACGCCUCAUUCACUCAGAAGGGCUCACCAGAGCGUCAAUUCCCAAUCUACGCAUCAAACGCUGUAGUUGCCAUUGUUUGUGUUGCGAUGGCGAUGGCGGGGGGCAUUGCUCAGGUCGAGCGUGCUCGAAAGGCCCGGUGGGAUUUCCAAAGGCGAGAUUUAGCCCUGCAGGAGGCAAUUAGCAGAGAUCUCCAACACCUGGCAGACCAACUCGAAGGAAAACCAAGAGACUUAAGAAUAUUAGAAUUCUUAGCACGAAGAGAACUUAACAGCUGGUCAACACCAGAGGACCUGCACGAAGGAUUCAACCCACACGAAAACAUCUGCCGCCAUUGA